Penicillium robsamsonii is the source of this 237-nucleotide messenger RNA. RefSeq lists its product as uncharacterized. The transcript is spliced from 2 exons. NCBI's taxonomy places the organism in Eukaryota, Fungi, Ascomycota, Eurotiomycetes, Eurotiales, Aspergillaceae. Bases 1 to 237 code for a protein of 78 amino acids. The record is from RefSeq and is a predicted model, not a curated record.
AUGGGUGUAUUUGAGCUUGGAACUUCCAACCAAAUGUUAGAGCUGAGAGUUACAGCUAUCCGUAUGGCUCUUCUAACUUUGAUCAACUCUUCCUUUGGCCCAUCACUCGACAUGGAUAGUGCAAAGGACUCCACCCCGCCGCGCAACCAUCUGCGAGAGCUCAGAUCGCACGACUGUCUUAUUGAAGUGACCCGUCGCGCAAGUGCCGAGUCAGCUAUCCCCUGGCUUGAAGGCUAG